Chionomys nivalis (European snow vole) is the source of this 2398-nucleotide messenger RNA. RefSeq names its product solute carrier family 30 member 3 (gene Slc30a3). Lineage: Eukaryota; Metazoa; Chordata; Mammalia; Rodentia; Cricetidae. The transcript has 8 exons. The coding region runs from base 199 to 1353 and encodes 384 amino acids. Gene Ontology annotation, biological process: zinc ion transmembrane transport; response to zinc ion. The record is from RefSeq and is a predicted model, not a curated record. Gene Ontology annotation, cellular component: plasma membrane. Gene Ontology annotation, molecular function: zinc ion transmembrane transporter activity.
CCACGUGGGGCGGGGCUCCCGCUGCCGCGGGCUCUGCAGUUCGGACUCAGAGCGCCACAGUCACCGCAGUUCCCUCCACUCUGGUGGCCCCACGGUCCUGCGGGGAGUCCGGGUGGUCCUCGGGCCUCUCGGAUUUGGCGCAAGGCCAGCCCCGUCUCUCCCGUUCCUUGCGGCCUAGACGGUCGCGGCUGUGGGGACAUGGAGCCUUCUCCCGCCACCGGAGGCUCGGAGACCACCCGCCUCGUGAGUUCCCGGGACCGCGGCAGCGCCGGCGGCGGCCUGCGAUUGAAGAGUCUCUUCACAGAGCCCCUCCCCGAGGAGCCCAAGCUUGAGGGGAUGGCCUUCCACCACUGCCAUAAGGACCCCAUGCCGCAGUCAGGCCUCUCUCCUGAGAGGCUGCAGGCCCGGAGGCAGCUGUGUGCCGCCUGUGCUGUGUGCUUCAUCUUCAUGGCUGGGGAGGUGGUUGGUGGGUAUUUGGCACACAGCUUGGCUAUUAUGACCGAUGCCGCUCACUUGCUGGCAGACGUAGGCAGCAUGAUGGGCAGCCUGUUCUCCCUCUGGCUCUCCACUCGGCCAGCCACCCGAACCAUGACCUUUGGCUGGCACCGCUCAGAGACUCUGGGGGCUUUGGCCUCUGUGGUCUCCCUCUGGAUGGUCACUGGCAUCCUGCUGUACCUGGCCUUCAUCCGCCUGCUGCAUAGUGACUACCACAUCGAGGGGGGUGCCAUGCUGCUGACUGCCAGCAUUGCUGUCUGUGCCAACAUGCUAAUGGCCUUUGUGCUGCACCAGGCUGGGCCCCCCCACAGCCAUGGAUCUAGGGGCACAGAGUAUGCACCGCUGGAGGAGGGGCACGGAUCCCCCGUGCCCCUGGAAAACACCAGUGUCCGGGCUGCCUUUGUGCAUGUGCUGGGAGAUCUCCUCCAGAGCCUGGGGGUCCUGGCUGCCUCCCUCCUCAUCUACUUCAAGCCUCAGUACAAGGCGGCUGACCCCAUAAGCACGUUCCUCUUCUCUAUCUGUGCCCUUGGAUCCACAGCCCCUACCCUUCGAGACGUUCUGCGCAUCCUCAUGGAAGGUGCCCCUCGCAGUGUGGGUUUUGAACCUGUAAGGGACACACUGCUGUCAGUGCCGGGAGUCCGAGCAACGCAUGACCUCCACCUAUGGGCCCUGACGCUGACCUACCAUGUUGCCUCUGCACACCUGGCUAUUGACUCCACGGCUGACCCUGAAGCUGUCCUGGCUGAGGCCUCAUCGCGGCUCUAUUCCCGGUUUGGGUUCUCCAGCUGCACCCUGCAGGUGGAGCGGUACCAGCCUGAGAUGGCCCAGUGUCUACGCUGCCGGGAGCCCCAAGCCUGAGCCUCAGCCCCACCCCCACCCCACUGCCAGGCCCAGGCUCAGGCCUGGACUCUCAGCAUCUGCCUCCCCACCACAGAAGGGACCAUCCUCUCUCCAUUUUCCACCUGCCAGAUGCCCCAGCCCCUGCCCCCCUGGUCAAGACCAAAGUGUGCAUGUGGGGAAGAGGGAGGAGGGAGGAUCAGACUGAAUUGCUGUAAGCAGUUUAGGGGUGUGGGGUGUGUGGAAGCCCCACCAUUCGUGUUCCACGUGACCUGGAGAGUCAUGCUUGCCCUUUCUGUGCAAUUCAUGUGUCCUGUGGCAGGCUGGCUGGUACCUGGGGGCAUCUGCCUGUCUGUGUGCUGUUCGUGUGCCUAUGCUUGGGGAGGUCAUAGGGGCCCCCUCCCCAUGUGAUCCUUGCUCGGUCUAUGCAGGGGCCCCAAUGCCUGCACUUUGGUUUGUGUGCCCUGUGGUUUUGUCUGUUGUGUGUGUGUGUUCUUUGGUGCUGUGGCCUCUGUGUCUUUGUGGCUGUGCUGGUCUCUGUUGAGUCUGCUCUACCUGUGUGUCCAUUUAGGGAUCUGUCUGUCCAUCCCUCUGUUGGUGCUGUGUCCUCAGCUUUCCCCUCGGGAGAGGGAGGACUCUGCAGCCCCACCAAUAAACUCGUGUCUAACUGCAUUUCUGUGCUCCGUGACUCCUCAGAAGUGGACUCUGGAGUGACCACCCACGGCCCUCCUGGCCUUUCACAGUCGGUCACCUUCUGUCCCAAGUAAAUUCAGAUGGAGGCUGAAAGCUUUCCCAGCCCAGGCUCUUGACGAAGAAGAGUCCCUUUGUGGGCAGAGCAGGGCUGCAGGGGCCAUCCUGGAGAGCCCUUCUCACUGGAACCCUCCAGCAGGCCAGGCCACGCUCCUGUUAGUGGGGAACUGGAACACUGUGGGGAAAGAGGCUGUGUCAGCAGGGGUGGGAAAGGCAGCGAGCCCUCCGUGCAGGUGUGGGCUGUGUGUAAGCACCAGUGUCAUCGCCACGCUCGCUCUUCAGUCUGAAAAACUAUAUAUUUCAAAGUCUCACGAAU